AUGUUAUCUGAAGGAAAUCGAAGUAUCAUACCUUUUAUUCUUUUGGGUUUUUCGGAAUACCCAGCCCUCCAGGUUCCACUCUUCCUGGUUUUCUUGUCUAUCUAUAUGGCCACUGCUGUGGGCAACGUGGGCAUGAUUAUAAUCAUCAAGAUAAAUCUGAAAUUCCACAUGAUCAUGUACUUUUUCCUUAGUCACUUGUCCUUUGUAGAUUUCUGUUAUUCCACCAUAGUGACACCUAAAUUGUUAGAGAACUUGAUUGUGGAAGACAGAACCGUAUCUUUCUCCAGUUGCAUUAUGCAGUUCUCAUUUGCUUGCAUAUUUGGAGUAACAGAAGCUUUUAUGUUAGCAGCAAUGGCCUAUGACCGUUGUGUGGCGGUCUGUAACCCCUUGCUCUGUCUUACUAUUAUGUCUCCAAAGCUCUGUGCUCCGCUGGUGGCUGGGUCAUACUCAUGGGGUAUAGUGUGUUCCCUGACACUCACAUAUUUUCUCCUUGCAUUAUCCUAUUGUGAGUCUAACAUCAUAAAUAAUUUUAUCUGUGACCACUCUGUAAUUGUUUCUGUCUCCUGUUCGGACCACUAUAUCAGCCAGAUGCGCUGUUUUAUUAUUGCCAUAUUCGAUGAGGUGAGCAGCUUGAUGGUUAUUCUGACGUCUUAUACCCUCAUUUUUGUCACUGUUAUGAGGAUGUCUUCUGCAAGUGGGUGCCGGAAAACCCUCUCCACCUGUGCCUCCCACCUGACAGCCAUCACCAUCUUCCAUGGGACCAUCCUUUUCCUCUACUGUAUCCCUAAUCCUAAAACUUCUUGGCUCAGAGUUAAAGUGGCAUCUGUGUUUUACACAGUAGUGAUUCCCAUGCGGAACCCCUUAAUCUACAGCCUUAGAAACAAAGAUGUGAAGGACACAUUGAGAUUAGUUGUUGCAAAAUUGCUUUGUCCCUCAAUAUAA
Messenger RNA from Prionailurus viverrinus (fishing cat), 942 nucleotides. RefSeq names its product olfactory receptor 5D13-like. Gene Ontology annotation, biological process: sensory perception of smell; G protein-coupled receptor signaling pathway. Gene Ontology annotation, cellular component: membrane. Gene Ontology annotation, molecular function: odorant binding; G protein-coupled receptor activity; olfactory receptor activity. The record is from RefSeq and is a predicted model, not a curated record. Lineage: Eukaryota; Metazoa; Chordata; Mammalia; Carnivora; Felidae.